Diospyros lotus (date-plum) is the source of this 783-nucleotide messenger RNA. RefSeq lists its product as uncharacterized. Lineage: Eukaryota; Viridiplantae; Streptophyta; Magnoliopsida; Ericales; Ebenaceae. The transcript has 2 exons. Bases 1 to 783 code for a protein of 260 amino acids. The record is from RefSeq and is a predicted model, not a curated record.
AUGGAGUAUCGAAGAGGAAAGAAAAAUGUGGUGGCAAAUGCUCUAUCGAAGAAGGAAAAGGUUGGACAAUGCCAAGCAAUUUCUGUGGUAGUCACAAAGUGGAUGAAAGAAGUGACUGGAAGUUAUGAGCAGACACCAUGGGUCAAAGACUUAAUGGCAAGUCUAGCAAUGCAGCCAUCAAGUCUAGUAGUGCAGCCAUCAGGAUCCUCAAGUGCCAUUAACAGGAGCCCUUUCAAAGCAGUAUUUGGUUACAAGCCCUCUCUGAUUCCAGCCCUAUCUAGUGCCACAACCACCAUGGCCACGAUGGAACAGUAUCUCCGGCAAAAGAAGGAAGUUUUGAGAAUAUUCAAGAAGGAAUUGAGUAUAUCUCAGAACCGGAUGAAGCAGCACAUUGAUCAGAGGAGUGAUUGGUCCUUUGAGGUGGGGGAUAGGGUUUUCUUAAGGUUGAAAAGGUUCUUAAAACAACCUUUUACAACCAUACCAUCAUCUAAACUAAGCCCUAAGUACUUCAAUCCUUAUGAGGUCGAGUCAAAGGUUGGGAAGGUGGCCUACAAACUGAGAUUGCCCGAAGGAGUCAACGUGCACCUGGUGUUCCACUUGUCUUUCUUGAAGAAGUCCAUUGAGCCCUAUGCUACUAUCAGUCCAGACCUACCUUUGAAUGAAGAGGAAAAAGGAGUAGUAGAACCCCAAGCUAUUCUAGAUAGAAAGGUAUUACAUCCGGGCUCGGUGACUUUGACUCAAGUGCUAGUUUGGACACAAAAAGACCCCAACCACACAACAUGA